Messenger RNA from Ananas comosus (pineapple), 2471 nucleotides. Its product is annotated as probable E3 ubiquitin-protein ligase ARI8. Gene Ontology annotation, molecular function: ubiquitin conjugating enzyme binding; ubiquitin protein ligase activity; zinc ion binding. Gene Ontology annotation, biological process: protein polyubiquitination; positive regulation of proteasomal ubiquitin-dependent protein catabolic process; ubiquitin-dependent protein catabolic process. The record is from RefSeq and is a predicted model, not a curated record. Gene Ontology annotation, cellular component: ubiquitin ligase complex; cytoplasm. Bases 275 to 2041 code for a protein of 588 amino acids. NCBI's taxonomy places the organism in Eukaryota, Viridiplantae, Streptophyta, Magnoliopsida, Poales, Bromeliaceae. The transcript has 15 exons.
CCUUGCCGAGCAAAAAUCCGACCUCCCCGAACCACCACAGUUUGGAGAAUCCACCCAUUCGCCCUUUCCUCUCUUUCUCCAACCCUCCUCGUCUUCGCCCCCGCUCCCCUAAAUCGCGAUCUCCCCGAUCAUCAUCCCCACCCUCCGAUCCCGUGCCCUAAUCGUCGUCUCCCAGGUGGGCGAAAUUCUAGGGUUUCUGCGCCGCCUAGGGCUCGGGGAUCGCGCGGGGCGGCGCUGCGGCGGGGGCGGGGGCGGCGGCGGGGCGAGGAGCGCGAUGGAUUCGGAGGACGACAUGCACGACGCCAACGAUCUCGAGUCGCCCGACGACGACUUCUACAGCGGGGACACCGCGAUGGGGAGCGACGACGGAGACGGCGACUACGAUUUCGUCGACAACGAGCUGGACGAUUCCGAGGACAUCGCGUCCCACCGCCAACAGCACAAUUACACUAUUUUGAGUGAAGCUGAUACAAGACAACGCCAAGAGGAGGACAUAAGUAGAGUAUCAACUGUACUCUCGAUACCAAGAUCAGCAGCGUGUGUCCUUCUGCGCCAUUAUAAUUGGAGUGUCAGUAAGGUUCAUGAUGAAUGGUUUGCAGACGAAGAGAAGGUCCGGAAAGCUGUCGGUUUAUUGGAGCAGCCAGCGGAUAUGCCAAAUGGUAGAGAAUUGACUUGUGGAAUUUGCUUCGAAAGUUAUCCACGCAAGGGGAUUUGUGCUGCUGCAUGCAGCCAUCCUUUCUGCCGUGCAUGCUGGAGAGGUUACAUUAGUACAUCAAUAAGCGACGGUCCCGGAUGUUUAAUGCUACGUUGUCCUGAUCCAUCAUGUGAUGCUGUUGUUGGACAAGAUAUGAUUAAUGAUUUGGCUACUACUGAAGAUAAAGAGAAGUACGCCCGCUAUCUUCAUAGGUCCUACAUUGAAGAUAAUAGAAAGACAAAAUGGUGUCCUGCUCCUGGCUGUGAAUAUGCAGUGGAAUUCGUCAUGGGUAGCGGAAGUUAUGAUGUUUGCUGCAAUUGUUCUUAUAGCUUUUGCUGGAAUUGCACUGAGGAAGCUCAUCGGCCGGUAGACUGUGGCACAGUUGCAAAGUGGAUACUUAAAAACAGUGCUGAGUCCGAAAACAUGAAUUGGAUACUAGCUAAUUCCAAGCCAUGCCCCAAGUGUAAACGGCCUAUUGAGAAAAACCAGGGAUGUAUGCAUAUCACAUGCACUCCACCUUGUAAAUUUGAGUUUUGCUGGCUAUGUCUUGGUGCAUGGUCAGAGCAUGGGGAGAGGACUGGUGGUUUCUAUGCUUGCAAUCGCUAUGAGGCAGCAAAACAGGAGGGAGCGUAUGAUGAAUCUGAGAGGAGGAGAGAAAUGGCUAAAAACUCGCUUGAGAGAUACACACAUUAUUAUGAACGUUGGGCCACCAAUCAGUCGUCAAGGCAAAAGGCACUAGCAGAUCUGCAGAGUAUGCAAAAUGAAAAGCUUGAGAAGCUGAGUGACAGACAAAGCCAACCUGAGUCUCAGCUCAAGUUCAUAAUAGAAGCCUGGUUACAGAUAGUGGAGUGUAGGCGAGUAUUGAAGUGGACCUAUGCUUACGGUUACUACCUACCUGAGCAUGAACAUGCCAAGAGACAGUUCUUUGAAUAUUUACAAGGCGAGGCUGAGUCAGGGUUGGAGCGUCUUCAUCAGUGUGCAGAAAAGGAACUACAAGUAUACCUUGAAGCAGAAACUCCAACAAAAGAUUUUAAUGACUUUCGUACCAAGUUAGCUGGUCUUACCAGUGUAACCCGGAACUAUUUUGAGAACCUUGUCCGAGCACUGGAGACUGGGCUGAAUGAUGUGGGUUCUUCCAAUAGCCAGGCUACAUGCAGCAAGAGCUCGAGCUCGAAGAACCUCGGUGGCAAGCACAAGGGUAGCAAGAAACUGAUCGCUAGUACUAGUUCCAGAUCGGGCGGCCCAAGUCGCAUAAUGGAUGAUGGUAAUUUCUGGCCGUGCGACCACUGCACGUACGCGAAUCCAAAGUCGGCGAGCACAUGCCAGAUGUGCGACAAACACCGAUAGGUCACAAACCCUUACUUGCUCUCUUCUCCCAUCGGCAUUCCUAGUUGGUAGAAUUCUACUAUCUGAUGCAGGCGAAAGUCACCUCUGGUCACCUAGGAAGGGGAAUAAAAAAGCGAAACGAGAGAUGGAGAGAAGAAACCGGUGAUGCAGCUAGUUUUAUGCUUGUUUGUCGACGAACAAGUUAAAAAAGGGAAAUUAUUCGCAUUAUCUGUAUAUAUGUAUUGACCUGUCUGUAUUUGCUUGGGUUGUUUAAGUUAAUCAAGGUGACAUGCUGGCGCGACGCAGCAUGCAUUAAUACACUGACUUUGUAAUCGUUCUGCAGUAAUGCAUUGACCUGCGAAUGAGAAACUGCGUGUCCGUUCUAUCAUUCAAAUUCAUGUACCAACUUGCCUUAUGAGAGGAGAGUAAAUAGAAAAGCUUGGUUAUUAAA